Molecule: messenger RNA, 1755 nt
Organism: Penicillium taxi
Lineage: Eukaryota; Fungi; Ascomycota; Eurotiomycetes; Eurotiales; Aspergillaceae
Product: Zn(II)2Cys6 transcription factor
Exons: 4
Coding region: 1-1755 (584 amino acids)
Biological process (GO): positive regulation of transcription by RNA polymerase II
Cellular component (GO): nucleus
Molecular function (GO): transcription cis-regulatory region binding; DNA-binding transcription factor activity, RNA polymerase II-specific; zinc ion binding
Source: RefSeq, a predicted model, not a curated record
AUGAACAUCUUUAGGGCUGGUAUGGGGUGCUCUGAUACCUUAUCACCAGUCCAAGAUGGCUUAGUGGCCAAAAAGAAGACUAGAAGUCGACAAUCAGGCACGGCAUGGACUCGAUCUGGCUGUUUGACCUGCAAAAAGCGUCGCAAAGGCUGCGAUAAGGCCAAACCAAGCUGCAAUAAUUGUAUCAAGCAAGGCCGCAUAUGUGAGGGCUAUGGGUCACUUUGGGUUGAGCCAUUAGGCCCGUCGGCGGAGGUAUUUAAGCCUGGAGAAGACUUGAAGCGGCAGUGCAUCAGCGCAUCGUCGACACCACACUUUAUAACAACGUCACCAUCACUAUCGCCAUCCUCGGAAUGGCGGAUAGAAUCACCGUCAACUCCUGAGUCAACCAUGCCGACACUACUUCUGCUACCUUCACCAGCAGACCGCUCGGUUGAAGAGCCCAUGGAUCGGAAUAUCAAGAAUGAAAUUAGAAAACUAGAUGAAAAGAAUGAGCUACAAGCACAAAAACUAGCGUUGAUUCCGCGCUCGAAGAGCUUUACCAGUCACCUCUCGGUUCAUGAAUCACACUACCUACAAUACCAUUUUGAAUAUGGUUCUCAGCGAUUAGCCAACCUCGAAAGCGAAGAUAAUCCUCUACGUUCACUGCUAAUUCCACGGGCGAUAUCAUCCUCGUUACUUAUGAAAGCUCUUUGUGCAAUCUCUGCUCUUCACUUCGCAAACCGCACACAAGGCACCGACGCAAAAGCCGCCGCAGCAAGUUUCUACGGCCGAACUCUUAGCGGUCUCCGUAUAGCACUGGCUGAAUGUCCGACAGAUAUCCUUCCAGAAGAUAGUAUGUUGGCCGUUGGCUUACUGUGCAAAUACGAGAUCGUUCGUGGAAGCGUUAAGCAAUGGGCCAUUCACCUUAAUGCCUUGCAGAGCAUGAUUGCUUCUCGUGGUGGCUUGGCUUCUAUGGAUCGAGACACGGGGUUUUUUCUACGGGGACUGUACAUUUACGCCAACAAUAUGGGUCGAAUCAGUAAUCGAAAACGCAUCACCUCAGUCGACAUGUCUACUGCCAAUACCGAUUUUGGUCCACCCAGACUGGAUAUUUAUCACGGGUAUACUGAAGAGAUUAUUGAAUUAUGCUCGCGUAUUGCAGAGCUGCCAUCCCUAGAAGGUGAUGCUAUAUCAUUACGUUUGGCGAUUGUUUCAAUAAAUGAAGCUCUUCUCAAUUGGUCUCAUACUUCAAAAUCCUACAUAAUACCGCAAGGUCUUCCACAAAAAUCAUUAAUACGUCUCCAGCUCGUUGCUGAAUGUUUCCGCGAUGCAGCAUUCAUAUAUCUGCAUUCAAUCCUUGAGCGAAUGAGCAUCCAUUCCGAAUCUCUCGCGGAGCCCGGGAUCGAUCUCUUUUCCACUGAAUGGGCUCCUCUCAUCUCAAUCUCUACAUCUAGCGCUGUUCACAGCUGCCUUUCACGCGUGAAAUCAUUUCCUCUUGAUGACCACUGCGAGUAUUCCGCGCUGACGUUCCCACUGUUUAUAUGUGGCUGUGAGAGUGAUGUCCUCGAGUACAGGGAUUCUGUGGUCCAUUUCUUGAGCAAGUUGCAGUAUAACUUUGCAAUUGGCAAUGUUGAACGCGCUAAGGAACUCCUUACCAUACUAUGGGCGAGACGGGACGCCCAUGAGCUGGCUCAACAAGCUGGAUUUGGACCGAUUCCGAAAGUGCAUUGGUUGGAUGUAGUUGAGGAGCUACAGUGGGAUUUGAUUCUUGCAUAG